Messenger RNA from Seriola dumerili (greater amberjack), 3374 nucleotides. It is a transcript of the gene picalma, whose product is annotated as phosphatidylinositol-binding clathrin assembly protein-like. Gene Ontology annotation, biological process: clathrin-dependent endocytosis; synaptic vesicle budding from presynaptic endocytic zone membrane; clathrin coat assembly. Gene Ontology annotation, cellular component: synaptic vesicle; clathrin-coated pit; clathrin-coated vesicle. NCBI's taxonomy places the organism in Eukaryota, Metazoa, Chordata, Actinopteri, Carangiformes, Carangidae. The transcript is spliced from 22 exons. The record is from RefSeq and is a predicted model, not a curated record. Bases 193 to 1980 code for a protein of 595 amino acids. Gene Ontology annotation, molecular function: SNARE binding; 1-phosphatidylinositol binding; phosphatidylinositol-4,5-bisphosphate binding.
AGCUACGGUAUGUUGGGAAGCGUGAUACGGGAAGUGAAGAAGACGCUGUAGACGCGAGGGAUCGAUUAAAAGAGUGGUUUUAUCGGGUGGCACAGAACCUUUGAAGAUCGGUACCGUCCACAAAACCCAGGCAAUUCCGCUGGAUUUGGAAACGUUUCUUUAGCCGUGACAGUUUAUUUGAUCCGAUACAGGAUGUCUGGACAGAGCAUUACAGACAGGAUAACCGCCGCACAGCACAUUGUCACCGGGUCGGCGAUUUCCAAAACUGUGUGCAAAGCGACCACGCAUGAAAUAAUGGGGCCUAAAAAGAAACAUUUGGAUUACCUGAUCCAGUGCACAAAUGAGAUGAAUGUGAACAUCCCUCAGCUGGCUGACACAUUGUUUGAAAGGACCACCAACACCAGCUGGGUGGUUGUCUUCAAGUCCCUCACCACCACACACCAUCUGAUGGUCUAUGGCAAUGAGAGAUUUAUACAAUAUCUGGCUUCCAGGAACACACUAUUCAACCUCAGCAAUUUUUUGGACAAAAGUGGGCUACAAGGCUAUGAUAUGUCAACAUUCAUAAGGAGGUAUAGCCGCUACCUGAAUGAGAAGGCUGUGUCUUACAGACAAGUCGCUUUUGACUUCACUAAAGUGAAAAGAGGAUCUGAUGGAUUGAUGAGAACCAUGAACACAGAGAAACUCCUCAAGACCAUACCUAUCAUCCAAAAUCAGAUGGAUGUGUUACUUGAUUUCAAUGUCAAUGCAAAUGAAUUGACAAAUGGUGUGAUCAACGCAGCCUUCAUGCUUCUGUUCAAAGAUGCAAUCCGACUGUUUGCAGCCUACAAUGAGGGCAUAAUCAACCUCCUGGAGAAAUACUUUGACAUGAAGAAAGUCCAGUGCAAAGAUGGACUUGACAUCUACAAGAAAUUCCUGACACGAAUGACACGAAUCUCAGAGUUCCUCAAAGUUGCAGAGCAAGUGGGGAUCGACCGAGGGGACAUCCCAGAUCUGUCUCAGUUCACAGUUUGUGCCCCCAGCAGCCUGCUGGAUGCCCUGGAACAACACUUGGCCUCUUUAGAGGGAAAGAAAGUCAAAGACUCAACAGCAGCCAGCAGGGCUAGCACCCUCUCCAAUGCUGUCUCCUCCCUGGCCAACACCGGCAUAUCUUUUACCAGAGUGGACGAGAGGGAAAAACAAGCCGCCCUGGAGGAAGAGCAGGCUCGCCUAAAAGCACUGAAAGAGCAGCGUCUGAAAGAGCUCCAGAAGAAUCCUUCUACAGCAACCACAAAUUCCUCUCCCAUCUCCACAGUGGGUGGAACCAUCAAUUCAACUCCUGCCAUUGACCUGUUCUCCACCCACAGCUCCACCAACAGCACAUCCAAGGGAGCCAACGACCUUCUGGACCUGCAGCCAGCUUUCCAGCAGCCGCUACCUCUGUCCACCAACAACACAUGGGGAGGGUUCACAGCCUCCACAACACCACAGCAGCCACAGAACUCUCGAGGCCUUAAUGUUGACUUUGACUCUGUAUUUGGCAACACCAAUGCCAACAACCUGGAUUCUACAGCAGCCUCCUCACCCAAUCAGGGUAUGACCCCAGACGGCCAACAGCCCAACAAAUUGGUGUCCAAUGACCUGGACUCCUCACUGGCCAAUCUUGUCGGCAAUCUGGGAAUUGGCAAUGGCACAGCAAAGAAUGAUCUUCACUGGAGUCAGCCUGGUGAGAAGAAGCUGACAGGUGGGACCAACUGGCAGCCCAAGACGGCUCCCUCCACCACCUGGAACCCUGCGACCAUGAACACCAUGCAUUUUCCACAAUACGCACCGUCUGUCAUGGCCUUCCCUGCAACCACACCGACAGGCAUGAUGGCAUAUGCAAUGCCUCCCCACAUGGGCUCCAUGAUGAUGACACAGCCCACUAUGAUGUACACCCAGCCGGUAAUGAGGCCAGCCAACCCCUUCGGCUCCAAUCCAGGUGCACAGAUGCAGUUCAUGUAACCUGAGGAGGGGGGAGUCUUUCCCAUCUGAAUAAGAUUCAUAACAACAUCAACUAUUGGAGCAAACCUGCAGUUUGCUUCUAAUUAACUGAGAAUAAAAGGCCCAAAUAAGACUUUCAAUAAAAUUACUUGGAGCGGCUUUGGCCAUCUGAGAGAACAUUGUGCCCAUCUAGUCAUGUCUGAGUUUUAGAAGGAGAAGAAGAGUGCGUGUUGCCAUUCAAAUCAUGUGGACAAGGGUCAGCCCCCACUGCAUCCUGGACUAAGAGAAACACAACACCCAAAGGGAGAGCUUUUAACAUCACUAUUUAUGUACAUGGAGACAAAAAAACAAAGUUGGGUUGUUGCCAUACAAAGACACUGUUUGAGUGUCUUUUUUGUUUUCGUUCUUCGUUCUCCAGGUGAGGCUGGGAGAGUCACUUCUUUCAAUUAUCAAUCAGAAUUACCUUCUUAAAGCAUCCUCCAAUUAGGAAAACAAUUGCAAACUAUUGUUUAUACCACGCAUUUUUGUUUUCUUUCAUCUUUCUGUACUGUUUGGAGUAGACAUUCCUUGUGUAUUGUUUGUAUUUAUUUAUGAUUACCUAUAGAGAGGAUGACAUUAUUAAGCAAAAUGCAAAUGUUACUAGUCACUGAUUUCCUUCAUGCGGAAGGUCUUCAGGUAUACACAUAGGUUUGAUUGAUUGUAGAAUUGGAUUUUGAGUGAUUGAGAUGAUUUUUUUUUUUUUUUUUUUUAAAGAAGUUAAUAUAAAGUUUAAAGAGAUGACAUGUUUUGCUGCUGUGGCACUAAAUAUUCUCUGUACUCGCAUGAUGCCUCGUACAGUUAUCUGUGGCUCGAGGGCCCACACUGAGAAUGUGUAUCAAUGUAAUAAUUCAUUAAUACCGUCAAAUCUGCAAAUCUGUGGGGUCGAUGUCUAUGAAUUUGGCGAGGAAACAUUUUUCACCUGAGCAAAUCACUACACUUUAUGAUUGAGGCAGCAUUGCAUUAGAAAGGAAUCGCCAUUUAUACUUUUGGCACAAUUUAUUCUUACAUUUAACAAAGCUCAUUGCUGCCCUUUACCAACCUGAAUGUCCAGGGUCCUUUUCAUGCUUAGGUCAUGUUUCUAUAGGCGAGCACUGGGGUGUUUAGGACCAUGUGGGGCAUGGAGGCAUCAAGUGUAUGUUCAAGUCAGGUUACAGGGGGUAGGGUUGGGGUGAGGUCAGUGCAGUAGAGUAGAGCACUGUUGAUCGGUGCUUUGUGUGUAUAUAGAACUGAUCCUGCCAAUCACAGGACUGGGCGGGUGUAGGUAUGAAAGAUGGCCUGGACAUGAAAGUGGCCCUUAAUCCAUUAACUGCAUAUUUGUUGCAUUGUCCCUGCAGACUAUGUUUUUGUUUGAUUUUUUUUUUUUUUUUUUUUUUUUU